UUGAACGAUGCUCUCAAGGAACUUCAAGAGAAGCUCAACGAUCUUGCAGCUAAGGCUGAAGAUAACGAUAACAAAGAUAACAAGCAAGAUGAAGACCUUAAGAACGUUAACGAUGCUCUUCAAGCAUUAGAAGAUAAGGUCAAGGGUCUCCAAGACAAGGAUACCGCUCAGGACGAGAAGGACAAGAACCUUGAAGACGCCAUCCAAGAACUCAAGGACAAGGAUGCCGCUCAGGACGAGAAGGACAAGAACCUUGAAGGCGCCAUCCAAGAACUCAAGGACAAGGAUGCCGCUCAGGACGAGAAGGACAAGGCCAACGAAGAAGCAAUCAAGUCCCUCGCCGACAGACUCCAGGAUCUCAAGGACAAGAUCAGAGACGCCGAGGAAGCCAAGGCUACCCAAGGUGCCGAAGAUCUCCAGGGUGUCAACGACGCUCUCAAUGCUCUCAACAACCUCAUCAAGGAGAAGGCCGACGACGAUGCUCUCAAGGCCUCGAAGACAGGUUGA
Messenger RNA from Trichomonas vaginalis G3, 507 nucleotides. Its product is annotated as biological adhesion protein. The record is from RefSeq and is a predicted model, not a curated record. NCBI's taxonomy places the organism in Eukaryota, Parabasalia, Trichomonadida, Trichomonadidae. The transcript has a single exon.